Exaiptasia diaphana is the source of this 4260-nucleotide messenger RNA. RefSeq lists its product as uncharacterized. Gene Ontology annotation, cellular component: SCF ubiquitin ligase complex. Gene Ontology annotation, biological process: SCF-dependent proteasomal ubiquitin-dependent protein catabolic process; signal transduction. The coding region runs from base 145 to 3954 and encodes 1269 amino acids. The transcript has 14 exons. The record is from RefSeq and is a predicted model, not a curated record. Lineage: Eukaryota; Metazoa; Cnidaria; Anthozoa; Actiniaria; Aiptasiidae.
UGGAAAAAAAACAUCGUUAGCUUCCAGUUCUAUGGAAACAGGGAAUUGUAGCGACAAUUGAGUAUGGCUUCGUGUUUUUUACAACAAGAAACGUUUGGCCUACGAGACAUCAACAGGGCAAGUCACUAGAUUUCAUUUGUAAUCAUGGGGUUACAAGAAAUCGUGAUUGACCAAAGCGUCAGCUUGGACGAGGCAAAGAAACUUCUUGAAGAAAAUCCCCAGACAGAAAAUUUGCUAUUGAGAAACUGUAAAAAUCUAACACAUGAAGACACUGAGACACUUAUUGACCUGUUCAAUCCUGAUUUAAGAACGUUGAGUAUACACCAUUGCAGGCAAUUGGAUGACGCACUGGUUGACAAACUUGCAGAUCACUGUGCAAAACUAACUCAUUUAACAGUCAAUGGUUGUUUUAAGGACUUAACAAAAACUGGACUGGCAAGUGUAACAAACAAAUGCAAAGAUUUAAAGUUUUUAUCAAUUUUAUGCUGUGAAAGUGAUGACAUAGAUGAAAAUGAGAACGAGGCUGACGAUGUUGAGUGGUCGCUAGAUGAUGAACUCUUUGAAGCAAUAAUUAUAGAAAAUCAAACCCUUUCACUGCAGCAUUUUGGGAUAAGUGGAUUUAAAAAUAUAACAUCUGAUGGAUUACAGAAAUUUGUAACAAAUAUUUGUUCAACGCUCACUUCACUGGAUUUAAGUGAGCUAUCUGCUAUUACGGACACAACAUUAAGCGAAAUUGCUAAAUUGUGUCCUAACUUACAAACUAUUAAUAGCGGGUAUUGCAAUAUUACAGACAAAGGGGUUGAGGACUUUUGUUCUAAAUGUACAUCUUUACAGUCAGUGGAUUUUUGUGGUUGUAAUCAAUUAACUGAUGAAGCAGUAUCUUCAUUGGCAAAUCACUGUCCAGAACUUAGAAUUAUUAAGUUGGGAUGGUGCUUAAAGCUCACUGAAAAAAGUCUAGAGGUACUAUCAACAAACUGUCCAAACAUUGAAUGUGUUGACAUUCGGCAUUGCUCAGUAAAACACAUUCCAUAUGGUUUUGUGAAGUUAUCUUUGCUGAAGGAAUUAAUGGUGGAGGGCUGCACUGGACUGAAGUGCCCGCCACUUGAUGUGACAUUGAAUGGCAUCAAAGCUACAAAACAGUUUUUAGAAGACAGUAAUCUCCACUGUAUGUCCAGAGUUGCUUUUAUUGGAGAAGAAGGAAGUGGUAAAAGUAGUUUGGCAAUGUGUAUGGUUAGCUCAUCUUUAGCGGUUGCUGACAGUAGCACAGAAGGUGUUCACGUAAUGAAAUGGAGACCAUUUAACGAGUCUUCAGAGCAUGCUGUGGACAAGAACUCUCUCGAUUUGCAAAUCAGCGAGGAAUGGAAAGAACUGACCAUCGAAGUAUGGGAUUGUGGAGGUCGAAAGUGCACACAGGGAUUGCAUCCACUAUUCUUAACAGACCAAACGCUCUACGUGCUCACGUUCAACAUUUAUAACCCAAGAGACAUCGAAAACCUGCCAAACUGGCUGUUUCUAGUCCAAACAAAGACCCCUGGCUGUGCCAUCAUUGUUGUUGGUACUCAUGCGGAUGGUUCAAAUGCAGACUUCGAAAAUCUGAGCAAUAAAGCUUUGAAUACACUAAAGAACGCUGAAAACGAGCAUUAUUUGGAGGUCAAAGCAGAACUGGAAAUUUUAAAAACAGAUGACAAGAAAAAUGAUCCAUUCAUACAGACCCGAAUUGAGCGAUUAGAGCAGCUACUCAACUGCCGGCCAAGGCUUCCAGAUAAAGUACUUUAUGUCAGCUCCAUCAAGGGAAAGGGCAUAACUGCUCUUCAAAAUGAAAUCUUUGCACUUCUUCAAGAUCCCGCGUUGUUYCCGCAUCUCAUCGAAGAAGUAGAUAUCACCGUGACAUAUCUAUAUKCGGAGAUUCUCAAGCUCAGAGAAGACAGAGUUGUAGUUAUACCAUGGGAGCAGUACGUUAAACUUGCCUCUGAGUCGGGAAUCAAUGACCAACAAGCAAUUGAAAGAGCAACAGUAAUCCUGGAGUGCAGGGGUUGUAUAACAGUGUUCCGAAUACCUGCAAAUAACCAAGACCCCUCUCAAACUCGUACUGUUUGCGUGAAUCCAAGCAUAUUGUUGGACUGUUUGGCAUGUAUGCACAACGAGACGGAACCAAGAGAGUUUGUUCCUAGAUUUAUUAAGGCAGGUCAUUUAGAGAGGUACUGGCCUACGAAUACCAAACCKAAUGACUGGACUCUUCGCUCAGCAAUUGAUGAUAUUGUCAGCAAGGGGCUUAUUAGAGAAGCAGUGGUUCCACUUUGCUUUCAAGCCAUUCAUUUGGGUGAGCAAGAGAUCCUGAAAAUACUUCAUUUUUGUCGAAACAUUGGUGUUCUAGUCGAAGGRGCACCUAAGGGUAGUUACGAGGUGGAGCUGGUCCUUGCCUACUACAAGAACCUCUCAGUUGUCAAACGAUACUUUCUUCCUCUCCAGCAUUCCUUGCCACCAGAUACAAAGACGCCAAACAUCUGGCCUGCCGCUGUACCAGAGGGUCACAUYCAAGUUGGCUGGCGGUUUAAAUUUCCGGAUGAAGUUUCGUCCAAAUGUUCAACAUUGAUCAUCGGCGCUUGCAGAAACUACAAAUUGGACAGUGAUAUCUACUGUUAUUGUCAGCGGUGCCUUGUGUUAAAAGUAGGUGACGUAAUGGCCAAAAUAUCACGUGAUGGUUCGUAUUUGGAUAUGAUUGGGCGAAGUAGAAUUACCAAUGGGAGUAAGCAGGCCCUCAAUAUGACGUGGUUUAUUUUGGCGCAGUUCUUCUAUGUUACUGAUAUGCUGUUGCAAAACUAUUCUGGACUCAGCCCCGAGAUAAUGGUUCCUUUAUAUGGAUGCAGCCGUCCUAAACAGAAAUCUCUGUUCGAGCUGGUCAAGGAGUAUAAUGUCGAACCAAGCAAUUUAGCCAACUUUCGUUGGUUUCUGCCACCUGGAGGUCUUGAUGUCGAGGAGCACACGCAAAUUCCAUCCAACACGAGCACGUGGCUUUCUACUAUUGCAAAGAAGUCAACACUAUUUAUAAGCUACCAAAGCGAUCAUCAAGACGAGGUCAAACUACUUCGAAUGAGCUUAAGUCACUCUGGAUUCAAUUGUGUUGGCGAGUGGACACUACUAGGGCAUGGUCAAGAGCACACGGAAAGACGACGACAAAGUAUCAUGGGUUCGUCAUUGGUGCUAGCCUUUGUCACACCAGAUUACCUGAAGUGGUCUCGUGCUUUGCAAGACACCAACCUUGCUCUUGAAUUCAACAAACCAGUUAUCGCAUUACUCUUCGAUAAGACAAGUUGGCCAACCGACAACGACCUCGAGGUCUUGCUCAAAGAGAAAGCUAUUUGCCUCGACUUUGACGCGGGUUCUGGUGAAGCUCUUUCCCAUCAAUACGACCAGGRGCAGCUUAGUAAGCUAGUGUCUCAGUGCAACGAUAUAUUGUACGGUACCGGGGAUAUUCACCCACCGGAGCCUCCUGUAAGCCCGGAUAACACUUUCCACGAACAGCACGAAGGUACUCUACACCAACAUCAACUGAGAACCCCUAAAGGAAGUACUCAACACAUUCAGUCCGUCAAGGAAAACGAAAAAGUAGACACRGAAGUGAAGCAAAAAUCCGGCAACACUGUGGAGCCUGAAGAGGAUCCCGAGAAACAGGUUCAGCGCAUGGCAGCUAGCGCUGUUGCAGCCGCUGUCGCUGGAGCGACGGCGCAGCAUAUUUCUAAAGCUGACAAUAGACCGGAAGCUGUAAAGGCUGCUGCCGCYGCUGCGGAAGUGGCACAGGCUGUUGUGGACGGAGAUAGUGAUGCUGCGGCUAAAGCAGUUGUUAAAGUAGCAAAAAUAGUCGAGGAAAGUGUCAAGAAUCAAUCGCACUCGAAGCAAGUAUCGAAUGGAUCUAUAUCCUCACCGCCUAAGAGUACAACAUGUAGUAUAUUAUAGUUAAUGAUUGGAAGAGUUUAUGCAAUUUAGUGGUUCGUUAUCAUGUAAAUUUCUUCRUUGUAAAUAAUUUUAUCAAUAACAGUUAUCAAGGAUAUAUUCCAUCCCAGUAAUGCAUUUCGGCGACAAACUCAGUAUAUACUUGUAGAAAAGAAAUCUUAGUUUAUUUAAGUCGAACAUUUUACAUACAUCGAAUAAGUUCUCGUGGAAUGAUUUUUAUCAGCGAAUUAUGAAUCAAUGCUUAAUCAUCGGAUAUUUUAGUAUAAAUAUCUUUGUAUAAAGAAAUCCGAACAAAUGAUUAAAAAAGAC